Molecule: messenger RNA, 2558 nt
Organism: Eurytemora carolleeae
Lineage: Eukaryota; Metazoa; Arthropoda; Copepoda; Calanoida; Temoridae
Exons: 6
Coding region: 79-1557 (492 amino acids)
Source: RefSeq, a predicted model, not a curated record
UAAUUAAUUGUAAAUUUUAUUUUUUUAGAUUCUCCGACCUGCUCUUUACCUACACCUACUACAACAGUACUCGGAGCUAUGGACUCCAGUCUCAGGUUAGAGUGCAGGAUGAGUUCUAAACCAGAACAUCAAUCCUUUAUCUGGACUUUCUACAACCAGGACGGAUCUGAGCUCCAGGUCCCCAAUCAUCUGGUUGAGUCUAACGGAGCAGCCUCUACUCUAAUUCAUACCCUGAGCUCUGAUGAGGAUCUUGGAACACUGGAGUGUGCUCUAAACAACAUGGAUAAUCAGUUUUCACAACCCUGCAGAUUCAAGAUUAAGAAAAAAGUUUUCUCUGUUUCUGGGGUGAGUUCAUGUUCCUGUUUUAAUCAAACUUUUACUUCCUUCUCUGUAUCCUGCAGUCUACCCUCUCUACCCUCUCAACCCUCUCCACAAUCUGAACCUGAACAAUCUGCGCAUACAAACAUUCUUUUUCAGGUAUUCGAUGCUCAGACCUUGAAGCUCGUGAGAAACAUCUCCAGCUCUUCAACCCAGCUCACCUUCACAGAUCUUCCAGCCUCCAGGGACUUCCUACUCCAGGUCCUGGUGGAGCAGGACGGAAUUAUCUCUGAACCCUUCAGGACGGAUGCCUUUACACUCCGGGCUAAUGAUAAGCAGCUGGCAGCGAGCACUGAGAAGGAUUCUAGCAAUUCAGCAAGGUUUCUGUCCAUUGUUGGUAUCCUAGUCGGAAUAUUUUCAAUUUUGGCGCUCUUCUCCGUAGCACUUGCGGUUUUUCUCAAGAAAGGAAGACGACAUCAUCAGCAUUUUUUCCAAGCUAAACCAAAUAAUUGCGAUUCCCCAACUUCCAACCCGGAUAUUAUACCAAACUUUAACUUUCCAGUGAAUGACUGUAACUCUAUAGAGGAUUUGAGCUGCAAAGAGUUGGUACAUGAGGACUGGGGAAAACACAAUGACCAGUCCCUUGUUUUGUCCGGAGAGGACUGGGGUCCACCUGGAGAUGAUUGGGGGCAGUCAACAUAUUCAAGUUUUGAACCAAGUAUUGAUACAUUCUCUUCUGGCACACAAUAUGCAAGUUUACAGUUUCAUGAAACUGCAGGAGCAUUAGCACAGUGCACUGACACCGUGGGACCGUUGGCUGAUUCUGAAAAACCCCGGUCCCCAGGAAGUGAAAAGUUCCAGCCGCCGGUUCAGUACUCAGAUAUCAACUUUACAGCACUACAACUAGCAACUGUCAGAUGUGGUCGGAAUUCUAAUCUGAGAUCCUCAUUUUCAAUCAACGAUUUCCCAUCCGAGGACCAGGAUUCAGCAGUUCGGUUUCAUUCUCUCAAACCCAAACGGAAAACAGUCAAGUUUCAGGACGAACUGAACAACCCCUCUAAGGACACAAAGAACCAUAUUUGUCCGCAUUUACAGAAAUCAAGGACCUUAUCAAUGUCCUGCCGGGCCCCUAAGGACCACGAUAUGCCCCUUGGCCUGCAAGUGCUCCAACCUCAAGUUCAGGUCCAAGUCCCAGAUCAGGGUUAUUUUGUUACCCAGGAUCUAGAGUCCAAGCUUUAAAUGUACCUUCAGCGCAAACUAUAUCAUGUUUAAAACCCGGUUAGAAGUAUUUUUGUUAUUAUUCUAUAUAGAGAGCAUAUACGUGGGACCCAUAAAACUAUGGAAUAGAACGAUGAUUCUUGAGCAAUCUCAUGUGUUUUUAUAUCCUUUUUAUAUCCUAAGCGCUAGGCUUGAAGCUUGAAAAUCAACUUACUAGACUCAAUGAGAAAAAGGUCAAAGGAAUUUAGGCUUUGCCAAUCACUCUGAGUGUCUAAUCUCUAUAUCUUUGCAACCCAAUGUCGUAGAUCUUAGUUAUUUCAAACUAUGAAUUCUGUUUGAUCAAAUGAUCUAAGUUUGAAAUAUAAAAGGUAUAAACCAUCAGGUUGAUAAGAUAUAGGGAUUAGAAGAUUGGAGGUUGUGGCCAAGACUCAUAUCCUUUAUACAAUAUUACUGUAAUACAACUUCGUUACUUCGUAGCUCAUCAAAAUUUAUUUUUCUUCAUGAGAAGCUCUUCGAUAAGAGUAGUUAACAUUUCAAUCUAAUGUGCAAUUUACAUUAUUUUAACGUGAAUUAAGUGAUGAAAUGGGUCUGUGUACACUGCACUAUGUUUAAUGUUCUAAAAUCUAUCUAAAAUCAUAAGUUCUGUGUAACAGUCGUCUUCCUAUUCUAAAGUUUUAUAGGACUCACUGCAGACCUUAAUUUUAAUGUUUUUUACAUCGUUUUACAAAAUACUAGAAAACAUUUGGGGAACAAAUUGUUUGUAAAAACUGUUUACAACAUCUAUUUCUAAAUUUAUUAAAUUAAACAUGCACCGAAAAAGGCAGCUUUAAUUUCAGUUUCCGAAGAAAGAUCUAAGAAUCUUGUAAAGUUGAAAAGUAUUGAAUAACAUUAUUUUUCUACUGGAUAAACUACAAGUAUAAACAAAGAAUAAAGCCUACUUUAUUUUACAAUUAUAUAUAAUUAUAAUUGUGUCAGAAAACUGUCAAUGUAUAACUCAAUUGUUAAUAAACCCUAUACAUUAA